Messenger RNA from Linum trigynum, 309 nucleotides. The record is from the annotation of a GenBank genome assembly. NCBI's taxonomy places the organism in Eukaryota, Viridiplantae, Streptophyta, Magnoliopsida, Malpighiales, Linaceae.
AUGGAUCUCGGGCUCUCUGCGGAAUCGAACCACAUCUCCAGCGCAUCGUCUUUGUUUACGCUGGCAGGCGAGGUUGAAGCAAACGAUGGCAACGCAGGAGAGGGUGGCGGAGGCCGCACCGGUGCCGACGGUGGCGGGGCAGGUGAGGCCGAUGGAGAUGACGGCGGCGCAGGCAAGACUGAUGCAGACAACGACGACGUAGGCAAGAGAAGCGAGGAAGACUAUGAUGGCGGGGAGGGUGGAGGCGGAGUGGGGGAAACCGAUGGAGAGGGGGAAGCCAACGGAGAUGCAAUUUUGAUGGAUUAUUGA